AUGUCUAGUAAAGAUGAUAAAAUUAAGAUAAUUAGUCUACUGCCAAGCUCAUGGUCAAAGAAAAAAAUAGUUGAGGACUUUGGUGCAUCUGAAUACAUGGUAAAGUUAACUAGGCAGCUAGUAAAGGAUCAAGGUAUUUUGCCACAUCUUUCAAAAAGACAGAGCAACCGAAUAAGUGAAGCUAUUAUUAACUGUGUUAAAGAGUUUUACGAAGAUGAUGAAAAUAGUUGCUUAUGCCCUGGUAAAAAGGAAUAUGUUUCAAAUAUGAUUGACAAUGUCAAGGUGCAAAAACAGAAAAGGAACCGUACAAAUAAACUUCAUGUAACAAAUAUUCCUCCACAAGUACCGUGGGAUGAGAUCAAAAGGUUAUUUUCCACUUUCGGAAAUGUUUUACAGUGCGAAAAGGGAGUUGGAAAAACAGAAGACAGCUGCAGUGCAAUUGUAACAUAUGAAACUCAGGAUCAAGCACAGCAAGCAUACACCCAGUUAAACGCAUACGAACUUGAAAACUAUUUGCUAAAAGUAGAAUACAUGAUGGAUCGUGGCCCUGGUUCCAGAAGCCCUAGAGGAGGUGGACGCGGUAAUAUGAGGAAUAUGCCCUUUUCUGGAAAUGCUGGUUCCCCCCUGAGAGCAUCAGAUUUUCCUUUGAGGAUAUUAGUAUUAAGUGACAUGGUUGGUGCUAUUAUAGGAAGAGCUGGUGGUACCAUUCGACAAAUAACUCAACAAUCUCGUGCAAGAGUGGAUGUUCAUCGCAAAGAAAAUUCCGGUGCAUUCGAUAAGGAUGAAAUGUACUCUGUUCAAGUAAUCACUAUUUAUGGAAAUCCUGAAAAUUGCUCCUUAGCUUGUCAAAAAAUUCUGGAAGUUAUGCAACAAGAAGCAAAUAACACAAAUAGGGGGGAAGUUCCUUUAAAAAUCCUUGCUCAUAAUAAUCUAAUCGGAAGAAUCAUUGGUAAAAAUGGAAAUACGAUCAAACGCAUAAUGGAGUCUACAGACACUAAAAUUACUGUUUCCAGCAGCAUCCAUGAUGUUAAUAGUUUUAACUUUGAGCGAAUCAUUACCAUAAAAGGAAAGUUGGAAAACAUAUGUAAAGCCGAACAAAUGAUCAGUAGCAAACUAAGGCAGAGUUAUGAGAAUGACCUUGCUGCUAUGGCUCCCUCAGCCAUGAUGUUUCCUGGUCUUCACCCCAUGGCAAUGAUGUCCACCAUCGGCAACUCUGGUUUCCCUCCGGGUCGUGGAGGACCUGCUCCCCCUCCUCCUCCACCACCAUACGGCAUGUAUGGUAACCCCCCUCCAUACCAGAUGCCAAUGAUGUAUUCUCCGAAUGCAGGUGGUGGUGCCCCUCCUCAAAACAUGGAACCCCUCAAAGAAACUGUUUACCUCUACAUUCCAAACUCUGCUGUUGGUGCCAUCAUUGGAACCGGCGGAAGUACCAUAAGAGAUAUGAUUAGCUCUUCUGGUGCUAGUAUUAAAGUUGCUCAAACAAAUAAAGACGAACCUAUUGAUCGUCAAGCGGAAAGAAAAGUUACAAUAAUUGGACUCCCAGAAUCACAGUGGAAGGCUCAGUACAUGAUUUUCAAGAAAGUAAGUUUUGAGGCAUAUACUUCCCCUCAAGAAUCUCGACUAAAAGUAGAAAUUUGUGUACCUUCUAACCAAGUUGGACGAAUAAUUGGAAAAGGUGGCCAGACUGUUAGAGAACUUCAAAGACAAACUCAUGCAGUUAUUAAGUUACCUGAAGAAAAUGAUAGUUCAGACAGUGAAGAAACACCCGUCCAUAUUAUUGGUGAUUUUUACAGCACACAAGCUGCUCAACGCCAAAUUAGAGCAUUGGUGAACAAGAGUCAAAUGGCUGGUCUUCGAAGACCCGGAGGACUGCCCCCAAACCAACGCCCUGUUCAAGCGAACUAGCGUGACCCCCAAGCCCCGCCACACAUGACCUUCAAGAUACCAAAGACCAACAAAAAAUUGCCACCUCAUCUUCAUCUUUUGUGUACAGGUGGCUGUGGGUUUGGGGGAUUGCAGACUAGGAUGCAUGGACGUCGUCGCUUUGUUUGGUUUCCACAGUAACAUAUCACCUCUGUGGGUGAGAUGGUCCCGAGGUCCAGUCACGGCUGCAACUUCGCCUGGGACCUGGGGACCAUCGUGUUGACUAAAGGGCUGUAAAUCUCAGGAAUGCGAGUAAUAUGUUAAUAUGUGUAUGAUAAAAGCAUUUAAAUUUUUGUAAGUAGGAGAUUGUAAUGUGAGGCAGUUGUUUAGUUAGUACAAAAACACGGACCAUAAUUGUUGAUAUAUCAUGGUCUUUGUGAUGUUAUGAAAAGUUUAUUUUUGAUACUUGUUGGAGAAACUUUUUUGUUGUCAUUUUUUAUGAAGGGCAUUUUUUGCCAAGGAGUAAAAAUGUGGCCAAAGGGAAAAAAAAAAGAAAACCAAAACAAUACCAAUCAGCAACUGCUCAUAGCUGAUAUUUUAAAGUCUUCUAUUGCAGAUUUGUCAUUUUUCUGUUUCUCCAAUAAGCAUUGUGUAACAGAGGCUCUCAUAAUAAUCCCCAACCAUCCCUUUUCUGUAUGAGCCCUCGUUAAGGUUGUAUAUUCAAGCUUACUCUACAUAUGCAUGCAUUGUCAUCAUUAAUGUGCAAAAGGUCUCUUACAAUGUAGGGAUUCCUUUUUAAAUAAACUUACUUGUAUCAUGCCGAAGAUUGCCAUGGAAAACCAAACAAAGCCUAAACUUUAAAAAAAAGAAAAGAAAAAAAAAUGUAUCUAGUUUUAAAGAAUGAAACAGUAUAUUUUGCUGAGAUACAUCAACGUAUAAUUCACAAUGGGAAAAGCAUUUCUCAUAUUCUUUCAUCCCCAUUCUACCGGUUCACCUUGGAACGUGGUAUCAAUGUAGGUCAUAGACAAAAUACACGAAAAGAACAAUAACUGGCUGUGGCACAUUAGGGCAGGUCCUAAUUUCUUAUGCAAAUUUUCUUUACUUGUUUUCAUUUGGACCAAGAUCCAUCUACCAAUACCGAAGUUGACAUUCAAAAUUACACUAUUUUUUUGGCUCACAUAAAUGUAUGUGCAGUUCUUUUUUUCCCCCAGUAAGAUCUUUCUUAAACCUUGAAUAAAACAUUUAGAAGGACUGCAGAAUUUAUACUAACCAGCAACCAGAAGUGAACACACAAAAUGCAAAAUAAUGCAAGACGAACCUCGAUUGUUGUAGCAUUGUGAAUAAUAAUUUGAGGGACCUUUUGUCUUAACUGAAAAUUAUCAAGUUGCCUGUCCAAUAUUUAAAAUGAAUUGUAAAAUUUAACAUUGUAGUAGCUACUUUCCAUUAAUAGAAUUUCUUGAAAUGAGAGCGUUUUUACAGAAUAAUAAUUUGUUUUUCUUCAAAUGAAUUUCAGAUGUUAUAUGCCUUAUCUAUUAACUUAAUAGCUAUGCAGAACUAUUUUUAAAAGGCCCAUAAAAGUAUUAUUCAUGAGUUAUUGAAUGCUAUAUUUUUCAUCAUGACCUAAGAGUGACUUAUAACUAUCACACACUAAGUACAAAGACUGCAAGUUAUUUGCGUAGUCUCCAUUGAUAUACUUGCUGCUGAUAUUUAGAGAAACAAUAAAAUAUGAAUUGAUGACCUUCUCUUGACAAAAACUUCCUGGGAAGCAAAUGUUUUUUAGUGACUAUAUUUUUGCAAUGUGUUGAUAUGACUGCUUUUUACUUUUUGAAGUCGGGCAAAAAUAAAAUCCCAAUGCAUUUCAAGCAGUCUUACAGUAGGUACUUCCCCUCUACAGAGAAAGCAAGCAAGCAAGAAAGCUGAUGAUGUUAGAAAUGAAUUCUGUACUAUGUCAAGCUUAGUACAGUACCGCACAUUUUAAGGUAUAUAUAUUUAUUGCCUUAUGCUAUCAAAGAAAAUAUUCUGUAGUUGGGAAUUAAAAGUUUUGUUAUGUAUGCAUGUUUUCUGGGUUCUAUUUUAGAAACAACUUUUUUCCUUUCAGUAUAAAAAUGUAUUCAACCUAUUUUUACAACCAUGUUUAAUCAUUUUAUGUAUUUCUAAAGCAUAAAUUAUAUUAGUUUUCAAAUGCAUAUUUAUAUAUAUAUAUGAUUUCAUUUAGAUUUUUAACUUCCUAUCUUUUAAUUUUUGAUUUACUGUUCAGUACAAUAAGCAUAAAAAGUAACUGAACGCUUAAAGAGUUAUGCACCUGAAUUACAUUUACAAGAUGGGAAGUUAUAUUAAAUACUCAAUAUUGUAGUUCAGAUAAUUCUCAUGUUCUAAUCUGUGUUGUGUAUUGAAAAGUCCAUAACUAUUGUCCCAAUUUAAAAAUCCAUUUGUUUAAGAUCGGUUUAUGACUAAACCAUCCAACUUUUGCAGUUUUGCAUAGCUUUCUGUUUCAUAGUUACUCUGCACAGUUUGUAGGGGCAUGUGUUAUGGUACUACAAAGUGUUUAAAUCUAUUGUUUAUGUUGAAUUUUCAGGCAUUUUUUUCUUCCUGUUUCUGAUAUACAUUGUUAUUCUGCCUUAUGAAAUCAUGUUUGGACUUAGAUAAUUAGUUUAUUUUAAUGUAUUUACUCUUUUUUCUUUACAAUGCUUGACUUGCUAAUAUUUACUUGUAAUAGGAAAUAGGUAUCUUGAAAUUUAUGUACACUGCAGAUAUAAAAUUGACAGUGUUAGUGGUAUUUACUAUUAAUAAUUUGCAAUGCAUGUUAGCUAUAAGAUUGUUACACUGUGAGGAAGCCCUAGUGUGAAGGGGAGAAGUAAAUUAAAUAUGCAUUUCUCUCUCAUUUGCUACCUUUAACAGACCCAAGAAAAAUAACUAAAGAACUUCCUGUCCUGUCCCAUAUAGAAAUAGUUUUACAAAGAUUUUCAAACUGAUGUCACAAUGAUUUAUUUACAUUUUUAUUGAUGGAUCUCAAAUUUUGCCAUCAGUGGAGAAACGAUCAACGUGAAGCGGUGCAUUCAAGUGCCAUAUUAACCUGUUCAAAGUAUUCUUUUACUUAUUAACAGUAGUACAAGAAAUGGCCUGUUUUUUUAUGCAUCUUUGUCUCUUCACCACUCACUGAUGGGGAAAUUUUUCAGCUGCUAUUGUUAUAGUAAUUCAAUUUCUUCAAACAAAACCAUAUCAACAAUAGCCCCGUAACCUAGAGUAACCUCGCAAUGAGUUUCCACAACUUAUACUUUCUGUAUUUAAUGGUCAGUGUUUAUUUUUGUUCAAUUAACUUAGAGGAGCUCAACAGUUAACACCUGGGGAAUUCUGCCUUUUUUCCACCAUAGAUAAAUCUGGCAGCCGCAGCAACAUUCAUUGUAGUAACAAACCUCUCAUUUGUACAAACAGCUGCAACCCUGUACAUGGCCUUCAAGCCACAUUGAACUCCUCAUAUGUUCUAUGUUUUCUAUGAGGAAUUAAAUUAUUCUAGUUAA
This is a messenger RNA of Uloborus diversus, 5381 nucleotides long. Its product is annotated as insulin-like growth factor 2 mRNA-binding protein 1. Lineage: Eukaryota; Metazoa; Arthropoda; Arachnida; Araneae; Uloboridae. Gene Ontology annotation, cellular component: nucleus; cytosol; cytoplasm. Gene Ontology annotation, biological process: regulation of gene expression; nervous system development. Gene Ontology annotation, molecular function: mRNA 3'-UTR binding. The transcript has 13 exons. The coding region runs from base 1 to 1905 and encodes 634 amino acids. The record is from RefSeq and is a predicted model, not a curated record.